Messenger RNA from Ilex paraguariensis (yerba mate), 423 nucleotides. The record is from the annotation of a GenBank genome assembly. NCBI's taxonomy places the organism in Eukaryota, Viridiplantae, Streptophyta, Magnoliopsida, Aquifoliales, Aquifoliaceae.
AUGAAACAUACUGGUGUGAGCCCGCCCAUCGAUCCCACCACCCAACAAAAACGCCAGAGUUCCACUUCCACCACCGCAGCUACUACGGCACCACCACCACCACCGCGGAUAGAAGCAGUAAACUGCGCAGGGUUGGAUGGAAUGCCAUGGCCAGGGCACACAAUUGACAGAAGGAAGGAAAGAAAAGAACAAGAAGAAUAUGAUGAAGAAUAUUUCAAGCACCACAAGCCGUCGCCUUUGUUUGAAGUGAAGAUGGUUGAUACAAGAAAGUCUAUAACAAGAGCUACUGACGGAACUGUGGAGGAUAGUUAUUAUGAUGUUGAAGGUGGUGGUGGUGGUGUGAUUGUGUGGAGGCCGGAGCAGCUUGAUACGGCCGAGGAGGCAUUAUACAGAGCUCAGAGAUUUGGAGACAGAACGCAAUGA